Medicago truncatula (barrel medic) is the source of this 779-nucleotide messenger RNA. Its product is annotated as heavy metal-associated isoprenylated plant protein 23. Gene Ontology annotation, molecular function: metal ion binding. NCBI's taxonomy places the organism in Eukaryota, Viridiplantae, Streptophyta, Magnoliopsida, Fabales, Fabaceae. The record is from RefSeq and is a predicted model, not a curated record. The coding region runs from base 87 to 602 and encodes 171 amino acids. The transcript has 3 exons.
UUUCCAUAAAGAAAGUUCCUUGUAGCAUGUUCUGUUUCAGAACUCCCUGAGUUGCUUUCCUCGUUUUUAUUUUUCAAUAAAAAAUCAUGCUCUAUACAUUUAAGACAAAAUCCACCAACAAACAUAUACAUGCUCCCCAAAUGGGAGUUGGUGGCACUUUGGAAUAUUUGUCUGAUCUAGUGAGCAGUGGUCACCACCACCUCAAGAAGAAGAAGAAGCAGUUACAAACUGUGGAGCUAAAGGUUAGAAUGGACUGUGAUGGUUGUGAGCUUAAGGUCAAGAAAACCCUAUCUUCACUAAGUGGGGUACAAUCAGUGGAUAUAAACCGUAAACAGCAAAAAGUGACUGUGACUGGGUUUGUGGAUCCAAACAAGGUGCUGAAGAAGGCUAAGUCAACAGGGAAGAAGGCUGAAAUUUGGCCUUAUGUGCCAUACAACUUGGUGGCUCAACCAUAUGCUGUUUCUUCUUAUGACAAGAAGGCUCCUCCUGGUUAUGUGAGGAGAGUGGAGAAUGCUCCAACCACUGGAACCAUGACAAAAUAUGAAGACCCUUAUGUCAACAUGUUCAGUGAUGAAAACCCAAAUGCAUGUUCUAUCAUGUAGACAAAACAGAUGUUUUUUUUCUUUCUAAGCUUGGCACUGUAAAUUUUUCAAAUUUUAAUCUAGUAUUUUUUUUAAUUUUUCUAGUUUACUUUUUCUGGUCAAUUUUCAAGCUCGUUAUCCUACAUUAUGGACUUUUCUUAACAUGAAAAAGGAUGAGAAGAGACGUUGCUGUUAUCA